AUGAAGGUGUGGCUGGGGUUCUUGGCGGAGGAGCUCGCGAACCGCGUCUCCUUCGACGAUGCAGACGAAGGCGGGGCUGUGGGGCCCUCAGUGGCGUUCCAGGACACUGCCGGCGAGUCUGGGUAUCUUCCUUUCGCCCAGGCCUUGGUGGAGGUUGCGAAGGACAAGUUCCAGUUCCACACUGCCGAGAGUGGCGAGCCCCUCGCGCGCCAUCAAGGUGCAAGGGAGGACAGGCUGGGUCGUCUCGAAGCUGCGGUAAGUUCCAUGGCAGAGACCAUCAAGGCCUUGACGAAAUCCCAGCAAGUGCAUCACGUGGGCACGCGCAGUUCCCCAGCCACGACUUCCUCGCCUGCACGGCCCCAACAGAAGCCAAGGACCAACAGCCUCCCAGGCCUCGACCCUGGGGUGGUGCAGGCAGCCCUUGCAGCGGGUGUGGACCACAAAGCCCUGGAGGCCGAGGACGCCAAGCCAAGGUGCGCCGAUGCUGGAUUGCUGCCGGUGGUGAGCAACGAUGGCGACCCGGUGACCGUGGCCUUGGUGAAGCUGACUGCGCUGGUGGAAGAGAUGCAGAAUCAGAAAGCAAAAAGAGGCUCGAAACUCGACCAAGCGCUAGAUGGAGUGGCAUCGGUUGGCGCUGCGAGCGAUGGGGGAGGUCUGAGCUCUCGAAAGAAUGCAGUGGCUCGUCGAGCUCUCCGUCUUGCUCUGAAGGAGUCGCCGGAAGAAAUAUUUCAUGUUGUGGAGAAGUUGAUGCUAGAAGAUGUUCUUUCCACCACAGUCCCGCCAGGGAUGCCGGCGCCUCUCCUGUCGGCUCGCGGCUGGCUGGAACACAGGUCGCGCCUGACCAACUACCAGGCCGCAGUCCGAAACGCUUGGGGUAUCGCUGGAAUCCACGACUGUUUGAUUCAAGGCAAGGUGCAGGAGGCUCGUGCCCGCGCCAGCUUGAUGCUGGUUCAGGCCGAUCAAAUCAGCUUAGAGCAGAGCCCACCAUUCCACAGCUUCGCCAGCCAUGCGGGGCCAGAAGUGGGAGAGCAAGUUGUGAGCCGGCUGCUGGAUCCGCGCUGGACGGAGAUCUUUUUGCACCACCUGCAGGACACCGAGACCUACGUGGAACGCCGUCGCAAGCUUCAGAAAGGAAAGGCGCAAGCGCACGAGGACCCGGCAUCCGAGACAGGGCCGAAGCCGAAGUCAAAGGCGAAGGCCAAGGCGGCAGCCGAUGCAUGA
Molecule: messenger RNA, 1221 nt
Organism: Symbiodinium natans
Lineage: Eukaryota; Dinophyceae; Suessiales; Symbiodiniaceae
Source: the annotation of a GenBank genome assembly